UUGGAAAGUAAAUGGGAGUCGUUAGGACUGGCCCUAGUAUCCAGUUUUCAUAGUGACUGGGACUGUGCUUCUUACUGAUUGGUAUUGCUUUGUAACCUGUUAUACUGCAGAUAACAGCGGAGCGACAUAAUGGGAGAAUUUCUAGCAUUUCCAAUGCAGUCUCAGGAACUGCAAUUAUUAGGCAUUAUCCAGGUUAUUAUCCAGUGUGCUUCUAUUUUAUUAAUAAAUUGGAUGUGAAUCAAAUAGGAUCUGAUGUUACCAAUGCUGGAAUCUAUGGGAAUAGGCAUUUGAUGUGUUAGUAAUGCUGGUUACAAUGCUGUUAGCCUACCAAUGAGCCUUUUCUAAAUUGGAGAAGACAAAACCUGGACAGAAAUCUCGGGUGAAGGGGAUGUUCCUGUAUCAUAGUGUGAUCACUUCCUUUCAGCCCGCUCAUCAGGAUUUGUAAACUAUGACCGUGCAUCACUUGAGACAAAGGCACACUCUAAGAGAGCUGAUUUUAAUGGCUUAUUCUGUUUUCCAAGUGGUUGUUUGGGCUCUGUUUCAUGUACUGGCCAUGUGGAUAUGGUGUACAAUUGGAAAUACCCUUCAGGCUCUGCAAGAAACAAAAGCAGGAGAGAAUCUGUGAUGGGUGAGAAAGGUAAAGUGCACUUUGAAGCAGGGGACGCCCUGCUGGCACUGCCUGUCACAUCCACGGCAAACACAUUUUUGGCACAUUUGCCCACUAAUAAUGAUUCUAUCUGACAUGCAACUUCAUAAAUUUGUACGACCAUUAAUUAUCUAUUAGUUUCAAAGGCAUGGUUGUGAGCACUCUACAAGUAUUUGCUGCACAAAUUUUAGUGAUCAUUCAAAUCAAUAUAUCAGAGUAUGCAAAAGUUGAAGGCCUUUUUCUAAUCAGUUACAGAUCAACACAGAAUGGGACCCUUUAGAGAUUUAUUUCCAGGUUGCAGUAAAAAUGUUUCUGAAUUUCUGAAAACUGGAUUUUCUCUUGAUGGGGAGCUUUGGGUUAAAAUUGGUACAAAACUCCAGCAGACUUCUACUGUUAAAGACAGAACGGCUGCUAAACUGUUGUCUCUUUGGUACUAAAUAAUGGAAGGGCUUAAUCAAAUUUGACAAGGAAGAAUGUCUUCAAACUGUUCCUGCCUGGAUUCAACCCGUGUCUCAACUCCCCUUCCACCCCCCCCACCCCCCCCAACCUGCGCUGCUGUUCUGUGUUUCACCCCUGAUGCUGCGAUGCUGGCCGUGCCUCGUUUCCUUCCCCCCCCCCCAGGGGGUGGAGGAGGUGUGCACGGGGCUAGAGAAUGCUGAUCCAAACUCCCUGUUGCAGCACAGCCCUGCCAUCUGCCGGGAAACGAGAAGAGAAGCAUGUGAUCGUGCACUAUGACAGCAAAUACGACCAAAAUUGGUUGGCCACUGCCUGGCCAGCUCACUCAGACCAGCCACCGUCGGCAGUGCAGGAGUGGAUCUGGCCACCGCCCAGUCAGUGCCGCAGACUGACAACACCGUGACUCUUAUUCCAACAGGUGUCACGGGCCCCCUUGGGGACAGGCAUAGCGCUCUCUUAUUAGGAUAUUCUUCUGUUACAUGGAUAAAACUUCUGUUUUUUCCAGGACUUGCAGAUGCUGACCAUGCUGGGGUGCUUAACAUAAUGGCAUGGAUACCCUCACCCUCUGCUUUAUUUCUACAGGGCAAAUGAUUAAUUCCUUUUCAUUCUGUGACUGGACCUGGCAUCAAGGACCAAAUUGGUGGAUUUAGGACAUGACAAAAAACAAACCAUUGUUACCAUGCUUAGUAGACGGCUGACAGUUAUUAGGCCUCUUGGGGUUCUGGUGUUGGAUGCUCGAAUCUUCUAAAUGACGCCCACAGAUCUUCUCACAUGGGGUCGAGGGUAUGCUUGUAUUUCCACAGGAGCUGGAACCCAGUGGAUUCCUGCCUGUCUGGUCUGGCUGUGGUUGCCAGCUGCUGCUGCCUCUACUUCUGUUCCUGCUGCUGGGAGUGGGCCUGUCAGAGAAAACAAUGCAAGUGUGGACUCUAACAACCCCCAAGUUGUUGGGGAAUUUUUGGCUGCAGUAUGCGAAGCCGACUAACUCUUCCAUGGCGUGCUUGGCUCUUUCAGUGGUAGGUGAUCCAUUUUGUAUCUGUGCUCUUGCCAUACGUUAUGUCUCGUUUCAACAAGACAGCCUGUGCCAAUGGUGAUUUGCUGAAUAGGAUCAGGGUGGUGAACAACAGAGGUAGUCAUCUGCCCUUUGUUAGGUGCAUGUAUGAAGGGAUCUGGUACUGCGAGCUCCUGUGGCAAAGGGCAAUAGCAAUGGGGUUGCUUAUUCUCCAGCAGCCUCAGGGCCCUUGAGCAGGCAAUGUUCGAUGGCAGGCCCUGGCCACCGUGCGUCCCAACGUAUCGGUGGUGGGGUGGGUUUGCUUUCACUCUAGCUCACCUAGUGCAAGGCUGCAAGGCAGCAAGGACUACUGGGGUUUCUUUUCCAAUUUGCUUGGUCUUCCUAGCUGACUUGAGAAUGUUCUUACUGUGGGUGUGAUUGCUUUAGUAGUUAUCCUGCUUGCUGUGUGUUUGAUUCCUGUUAUAGUUCAUAUUGUUCACCGUGUUUUGGAUUGGGCAGUUAAUCGCCUUCUCGCAGUUAAUUUAGUUUUAAGUGCACCACAUGGAGAUGGCUAUCAACCACUAUCCACGUGUGACUCUGAAACAUCACAUUAGCAAAGAAAAGGGGGAGAUGUUGGGGUACUGAGUUGUCUUUGUAAGGAUUUAUGAGUGCAUACAGUAGCUCUGAGUGGAUGGAGUGUUCUUGAAUAGCUGAGUUAGGCCUGUAGGUUAAGAGUUUGUAGGCAGGGGGUUUAGGCACAGGUUCUGUGUACAGGUUCUGUUGCAUGCAUCGGGUUUUCGCAGUGUGUGUACGCAUCUGCCCGGAAUUUAGGAUGGUAUAUAAGGACUGUGACACCGCAAUAAAUUGAGAGAUGACAUCAUGGCAGCCACGUUUAUGUCUCUCUCCCCUGGACGGUGGAGGUCCCGGAAUAAGUCGGGUUAAUUGGCGGUUACGUCAAGAGACUGUAUUCACACACAAUCCCUACAGGUAGGACUGCCAGUUGUUGAAAAUCAUCUGCCUUUUUAAAUUCAGCUUGUCUGUCAGUAAGUUUUAUGGCAGGACUGUAAUGGCAAAUGUAACUGCUACAAACAGGUAAUAAGAAUUUCUGCCACUGUGCUUCUCUGUGGCGAGCUAUGUGGUAAUAUGCUGCUGAUGGGAAAAGAAACCUUUAAACCCUGAGUUUUCUCUUUGCUUUUCUUUCUUAGCUGGACCUGGAGGAAAUAUCUAAAGAGAAAAUAUGUGGUCUGUGUGGGAACUAUGACGGCAAUAAGAAGAAUAAUUUAAUUAUGGACGGAUCGAAAAUGCACCCGAGGCAGUUUGGGAACUUUCGCAGAGUUGAGGAUCUGUCAGGAAAGUGUCCUGAUGUGAGGCCAGAGGACCACACUGAAGACAUCCUACGAAGGAUGAUGAUAGAUGCAGUAAAUAUCUGCAUAUGCAGCACUUUAAACCAAUACUCUCGAGACUGCGUUGUCUGUGGAAUUGAGAACCGAAGAGCUUUGUUAUCAGGAAUGGUUUUGCAGACCAGACAACACGGAGUACAUGGAAUGUGGAAACUCCUGUGCUGACACGUGCGCUGACCCAGAAAGGAGCAAGAUAUGCAAAGCCCCACCUACAGAUGGAUGCUUCUGUGCUCCCAGUAAGGCAGUUUGCUUCUUCCAAUAGGUCACCCAACAAGUGACAAAGAUGGAGAAUAUUUCCUUUAAGUUAGUGGCGUUUUUUGGGGUUCUUUUUGUUUGUUUGUUUGUUUGUUUGUUUGUUUGUUUUGUCCUUUAUGAUUUUACACUAAAAUCAGUGAAUAAGCUCUUUCUUCUAGUAUAAUUUAACAAAUUCCUUCUUCAUGGAAAUGUAGAAUCACUGAACCACUGGGGUUGGAAGGGACCUCUAGCAAUCGUUUUCAUGCUCCUGCUAUAGCAAGUUCUCUACAGUAGGUGGCACAGGAAAGUGUUCAGCUGGAUCUCAGAAGAACCAAAUUUCUAAAGAUUCAGGAUCUUGAUGCUGAGCCAGGGGAUAGAAAUGACAUUUUUUC
Messenger RNA from Coturnix japonica (Japanese quail), 4116 nucleotides. The record is from RefSeq and is a predicted model, not a curated record. Lineage: Eukaryota; Metazoa; Chordata; Aves; Galliformes; Phasianidae.